Molecule: messenger RNA, 1120 nt
Organism: Molossus molossus (Pallas's mastiff bat)
Lineage: Eukaryota; Metazoa; Chordata; Mammalia; Chiroptera; Molossidae
Gene: GEMIN2
Product: gem nuclear organelle associated protein 2
Exons: 9
Coding region: 182-922 (246 amino acids)
Biological process (GO): spliceosomal snRNP assembly; spliceosomal complex assembly
Cellular component (GO): SMN complex; nucleus; spliceosomal complex
Source: RefSeq, a predicted model, not a curated record
CGCGAGGAACCAAACUCGCAGCCCCCGUUACACCACGGAGCCCUCCCCUUAGCACAAGCAACAUGUUUGCGCACGCGCAAUUACACGCUUUCAUCCAGUCCGCUGCUCGACUCCGCGCCAAAGAUGCCUACUUGUGCGCCUGCGCCGUGACGUAGACGGGGGACUGGCUGGGUUGUAAACCAUGGCGUGGGUACCCGCGGAAUCUGCAGUGGAAGAGUUGAUGCCCCGGCUGUUGCCAGUGGAGCCCUGCGACUUGACAGAAGGUUUCGAUCCCUCCAUUCCGCCGAGGACGCCUCAGGAAUACUUGAGGCGGGUCCAGAUCGAAGCCGCUCAAUGUCCAGAUGUUGUGGUAGCUCAAAUUGACCCGAAGAAAUUGAAAAGGAAGCAAAGUGUGAACAUUUCUCUUUCAGGGUGCCAACCUGCUCCUGAAGGCUAUUCCCCCACACUUCAGUGGCAACAGCAGCAAGUGGCACAAUUUUCAACUGUUCGACAGAGUGUGAACAGACAUAGAAGUCACUGGAAAUCACAACAGUUGGAUAGUAAUGUGACCAUGCCAACAUCUGAAGAUGAAGAAGGCUGGAAAAAAUUUUGUCUGGGUGAAAGAUUAUGUUCUGAAGGGGCUAUUAGACCAACUAAAAAUGAAAGUCCUGGAAUAGAUUAUAUAGAAAUUGGUUUUCCUCCCUUGCUUAGUAUUGUUAGCAGAAUGAAUCAGGGAAGAUGGCUUUAUGCUUUAUUGGCCUGUCUCGAAAAACCUUUAUUACCUGAGGCUCAUUCACUGAUUCGGCAGCUUGCAAGGAGAUGCUCUGAAGUGAGGCUCUUAGUGGACAGCAAAGAUGAUGAGAGGGUUCCUGCUUUGAAUUUAUUAAUCUGCUUGGUUAGCAGGUAUUUUGACCAACGUGAUUUAGCUGAUGAGCCAUCAUGAUGUAGCUGAUGUCUCAGGGAUAGAAGAUACUUGUGAUGAAGGCAGCCUGUCCGAGGAAGUACAAUGCCAAUUCAAGUGCAGAGUGCAUCACAUUUUCAAAAUUAUGUAAGGGGUCUUCAUCUUAACCUGUGCAACUGAAGUUGAUAUGCAAUGUAGAGUGUAUGGAUUUGAACAUCUGAAGUAUCUUUGGGUAAUCCC